Aegilops tauschii subsp. strangulata is the source of this 1316-nucleotide messenger RNA. NCBI's taxonomy places the organism in Eukaryota, Viridiplantae, Streptophyta, Magnoliopsida, Poales, Poaceae. The record is from RefSeq and is a predicted model, not a curated record.
GCAUUCCCUACCUGUACAGACUGUAGACGGACAAUACAUUAGCUCUAUAAUCUCAGACACUGAUUAAUUAACUAUAUUACUAAUCAAAGAGCCUGCUGUUUACUGGGAGCUGGUAAUACUACUGGCUUACUCUUUGGAACCUUUGGUUGAUCUAUACAUGUGUAGCUAGCUGCUUUUCUCCAUGGCGCAUUUCGUGUAGAUACGUAGAGACGUUGAUUAGUAAAUGCAUGCAAACUGAAUUCUGUAUUAGUUUCCCAGCCAGUAGCGUCACUGAAAUGGCGGUUCUUCUCCAUGCGAGUUAAACGGAUUGCUUGGGUGAGAUUUUGUUAGGAUAAUCUCAGAGGUUGCUAGCAAUCAGUAGAGUUACUCAUAGUACUAAUACAUGUGCAAGUUUUCUUUAAUUAGUUUUGGUGCUUCUCCUGAUUGAAGAUGGUCGUGACCAAUUUUAGAACUGCAAAACCCCAUUAAACAUUGUUGGUAUGAAUUGGGCUUGGAAAAUACUCGAUCGAGCAGCUCCUUUGUUCUACAUUUUGGUUCAGCCUUACACACUUCACCGGAGAAUUUCCACGGCACCUAAAAAACAAGAGUUUCAAUUGUAUAAAGAAAUCCAUGUGUGACAGAACCUUUACACGAGGAGGGCAACAACGUCGACAUGGCAAUCGAGUCACUCCUGAAUGCGGAGAAGCAGUGUUGCCUGGCUGGCGAUGUGGCCAGCACUAGGAAGGACAUCGUCGAGCUCUCCUUCAAGGAUGGCGCCUGGAAGACGCUUAACUACCAGAUCGUUGUCCUCUCUAAGAGGAGGAGGGCCAGCUCAAGUAGAGAAUGGCAUCACCAGGGAGGACGGCAGCGGCGUGCCCGUGUUCGCGGAGUACAACCUCGACGAGCUCCGCGCCUCCACCGACGGCUUCGCAACGGACCACAUCGUCUUCGAGCACUGCGAGAAGGAGCCUAACGCCAUCUACCACGGACCCUCUUCAGCUCUGGCACCACCGUCGCCAUCAAGCUCUUCGACCGCUCCGCCUGGCCUGAUGCACGCCAGUUCAUGGAGGAGGCUAGGGCAGUUGGGCUGCUGCGUUCGCUUGUCCAACCUCAUCGGAUGAUGCUAUGAGGGUGGCGAGCGGCUUCUCGUUGCUGAGUUCAUGACGCAUGAUACCUUGGCAGCUGUGAUUCGUAGUGUGGUUAGGGUUUGUUAAGUUUACUAGCUCCUUCAUUGAUGAUGGGUCGCUGGUGGUGCUUUUCUGCCAAGAAUUAAAAAAAUAACUUAUUCCAUGUUUCAUGCGGUUUAUGCAUCUCUUUCCUAUUUCUCUAUUUUAGAU